CGGUGCGACGCCAUCGAGCGGAGUUAGCUUCCGGUUGAGCUACGAUGUGUAGCUCUUUGCAGCGCACAGCGGGCGGGCAGAGUGCCGCUCAGUCAGGAGCGGAGGUGUCGGAGCGAUGGAAGACCGGGGGAGAACAUGCGGAAGAGGCAAGCGAGGGGGCGGGGAGGAGCGGGAGGCACUUUUGUCAGGACAUGUUUCAGGUCCGACUGUGUGGCUGGAGCCCUGACUCGGAUUUCCGCACGUACACGUCAGCCAGGUUGUCCCCCCUGCGCGAUCUUCUUGCCGUGCGCUCGAAGGAUGGACGUAUCUCGCUCGUCCGCGCCGUGCGCGAGGAGGGGAAGCUCGGAACUCUGAGCGACUGGAGGAGGAGAGAUCAAGGACGACGAUUGCGAUUGGGGAGAAGGAGCGCCGCGAGUGGUGGGGACCACCACGGCGAUGGCGCUCUGGAUGGGGGAACGGCUUGGGAGGAGGGGAGAAAUCGGGCAGUGGGGAAGGGCGGCCGUGGCGAACCGGAGCACGCGGGCGCGAGGCAUGACCGGAGGGGGGGGAGGAAAUCGAAGGAGAAGGAAGGGCAAGAGGAGAUUCUCAACCAUUACCCCAGCAUACCGGCUUUUUCCAGACCGAUCGCAGGCGACGAUGGGGCAUUCGAAUGGGCAUGCCAUGUAUCAGAAAACGACAAGUUUGGCAGGCGGCAAACCAGCGCUUACACACAACUGCUCGUUGUGGGUGGGGAGUCGGGGCUUGCAAUCCUUGCCUUGCGUGGAACGGGUACAUCCUCCGACGAAGGUGAUGAAGAGGAGGAAGUUGAGGAAGACGGUGAAAAAGAGGAUGGCGAUGGCGAUAUCGUGGUACGGGAGGAGAGAUCCGUUCCGUCACCUUCCUUCUCAUCUUCCUCCUCCGGAAGGGUGUGGCUGGACAUGGAGGGGGAAGUUGAGCACGGAACCGGGAUCAAUCAGGAGCGAUGGCGCGCUGUUGUCAGAUUGCCAGACACGGCGUCUCUCUCGCGCGAUGCGCGCCACGUGGCACUUCGUCUGAGCAGGACUUCGGCAGGCUAUGGCACUUUAAUGUCCUUCGCGGAGGUCGCAAGCACGAGAGAAACUCCGUUGGAAGAACACCACCCCGCUGCUUCUUCUUCGAGCUCAGCGGUGGCAAGGCGGGGGGAGAAUGGCGCGUCUCCGCCUCAGCCGCCGCAGACGACGGCGAAGACCCGGCCUCUCUCCCAGACAGGUGUUAUCACCGAGAUCGUAGCCGACGAACGCAAGCACAUGUUAGCAAUGAUCGUUACGGAGGGAGUAGGUGUGAAGGGCGAACCUCCUCCUCCUGCCCCUCUUAGUCCGCCUACUACUCCUCUUGGUUCGGUUGAGGAUCUCGAUCAUAGCGUGAUAUUGGCGCGUCUUCCGCGAGUUGCGAUUAUAAUGAGUGUUCACGUAUCAAGCCUAGAGGCGAUGUCCGCCGUCGAUCUUCGCCGCGGGGGCAAUGUGGCAACCUGCGUUCCCCAUUUCGUGUCCUACGGGGUGGGGGGGGGGUCCUUCUUCGCUCUCCGUGCGGAUGGUUGCGUGUACACGUGGAGCGCGCGGGCGGGAGGAGGGCGCCCUCUGGCGGUGAUUGACGUACCCUUGAAGUGCGGGAUCGGUGCCGGGGGUUGCCUGCUUCGUCGAGCCGCAGCCAGUAGAGAUAUGGGCGGAGUGACGUCGGGGUCGGCGGCGGCGACGGGGGUGGCGGCCCUCCCUCCUCCUGCAUCGUCGCCGCCGUUAAACGAGAGUAGGGAUCUGGACGUGCGGAAUCGUGGGGGGCGAUCUCGCGAAGAGCGGGCGGUGUUUAGGAAAAUGAAACUCAGCGGCGAUUGCAAACUCGUCGCUAUUGCGGACGAGAGGGGAGUUGUGUACGCUGCCGGGCUUGCGGCGGAGAGCCCGUGGAAGAGGGAGGGCGAUGAUGACACAUCAUCGGCUUCGUCGGGAUCGGCGCUCGUGCUUGUCGGGCCCCCUACUACGGGUCAGGAAGGCUGCAGGAGGAAAAUGGCGUGUUGUUUCCCCUGGGAAGCAGCGGGAAUGGAUAUCGGCCCAUUGAGCUUUGGUCUCAAGGGGAGGAAAAUAGAGGAGGACAAGGCGGGGCCGACACGAGGAGGAGGAGGAGGAGAAGGUGGUGCGAGGAGCACACGGUUGCGGAAUGGCACCGGCGUAUUCCCUCCUGAACGGAGCUCAUCGCUUGAUGAUCAACAACAUAGCAGGAGCGGCAGAGAUUGGUGGUCGAUGAAGGAACUGCCCCCCACUGCGACGAUGGCGAGCAGGUCGGUGUUUCUCCCUCCGUGGAAGAGCGGGGAGCUGUUGGAUUUCGUCCUAACCCCCCUUGCCAUCGUGGGGUUGUAUUCUUUGGACGGAGGCAAGGGGUAUGCGAUUGGGUGGUUUCGGUUUCGGGUGGCAGCGCACGCAGGCGACGACUGCCGAGUAGGUCGCGGGCAAGAGGGCUCACUUAGCGAAGAAACGGGGAUGUGGAGCGCGACGAUAGCUGCUCUGGGAGGUGAGGAGAGUGCGAUCCCGGUACGCGUGGGAUCGAGACUGUACGUCGCCAGCAGCGGGGGACUCUUCGCACUCCUGCCUCCACUUUUCCAGCAGCGGGGGACUCAGCGCGAGAAGCAGGCUGGCGGGAAUCGUAGUUACGGGAGACUGCGCGACGCGAUGACCUUGAUGAUGGCAGAGGGAGAGGGAGGGCAUCAGGGGGGGGGAAGGUCCAGAGGAGAGGCGGGGCGCCCUUGCGGGGAGAAGAAGGGGGAGGAGGAGGAAGAGGGGAAGGAGAAAGAAGAAGAAGAAGUCUCCUCCUGGCGCAACGUGCAGAAUCAUAAAGAGCAGCAACAGCUCUUAGCUGCCAAUUGCUGGAAAAUGGCGGUUCUGGAGCGCACGCUCAUCUUCGAUGGCUCUAAGCAAGCCGAUCUCUUGCUCUCGUUGAACGGAUGGGAUCCCUUGCCAUUGAAGUUACGCAGUCUGGAGAUUGCCUUGUCCCAUAACCAGAUGGGACCCAUAGAGAGGGCUUUGGAGGAACUGGCUAUGGCGAAGGCCUCGCGACCUGCAUUGCGUAGGCUCGUCUUUGCAGCCGUCGAUCUUAUGCAUAACACGCCUCAGGACAGCAAGGAUCAAGUGCAGGCCGCUAAGCUGCUGGCCGUGGCUGCGCGGUUUGCCUCGGGGGUGAUUCGUACACACGCGAUGAGAGAACUCCGUAGCCGCCACUUUUGGCUGCAGAAGACGAGGACGGAAGCACGUCCUGAUACGCCGACAGAGAAAGAGAGGUCCAAGCGCGGGGAUGAUGGGGCGUCAAGAGGUCGAUCAGGAUCAACACCAUCGUCGACCUCCUCCUCCUCCUCCUCCUCCUCCUCCGCAGCAGCAGUUCCCUCGGUGGCAGACGCUGCGCCGUUGCCAUCGGGAUUCCCCAGCGCCAGUCCCACUGAUGAGAGGAAUCGAUCUCUUCCGUCAUCAGGUCUCCCCCACGGGGUGGCCAGCAAGGAACGAUCCCCUAGCUCUCAGCCAGGAGGAGCUUCUUCUUCAAGUCCCAGAGCGGUCGCCCGACAGGAACUGAGGGACAUAAGUAAUUACUUGCAAACGGUACGACGGCUUCAGACGAGGACACAGGCCAAGGGAUCCUCCUCGCACAAUCUUCUUGCCGUCACGACGGCGUCGGGCGGGUCGUUGAGAGGCGAUACACCGCGGUCAAGAGCGGCGGCGGAAGGCGGGAGCUUGGUUGUGGCCGGCGUCGGCGGUGGACAGGGUUUUCCGCGCACGGGUUCGGGUCUCAGCCUAAGCUUAGCUGCAGUCGGAGGGGGGAGCAGGUCCGCGGAUGCAGCGAUGGGCACUUCGUCUGUCGAGGAGAAUUCGUCCAGCGUGGUCCUGCGCCGCCCGCAUGUGGAAACGCCCGGGGAGAUGUUCGCCCGCUGGGAACGGGAUCGGUGUGACAAAGCCGUGGUUGUGAAGGAUGCGUUGAAGUCCGGACGGGUGGCGCUUGCCGUAGUCUACUUGCAGCAAAGGAAGCCGGUCGACUCUCAGGAAGGUGGGUUUCAUUUGCAAAGAGAGCAGGGGCCCGAUGGGCGCGAGCAGGCAUCCUCCUCCUCCUCGCAGCAGAGACAGAGAACGGGGGGAGCUGCUGGUAAAGGGGGGGAGGAGAGGGCAUCAGGAGGGAAGGAGGCCCUGACAGAGACAGAUAAGGUAUUCGAAGAGGUGCAGGAAAUAGCUCAGGGGAUCGUCUACGACCUGUUUGCCAAGGGGAAAGUGAACACAGCGAUAGUGGCCCUGCGGAGAUUGGGUCACGACGUGGAGAGCGUCCUCAGAGAUCUGGCUUUUGGCUGCUUAAGGAGAGAUCUUCGCAGAAUGGCGGCCAAGGAGCUAGAGUCGAGGGGCAUGCUGACCGUCAAGGAUGCUCGGCUCCUCCAGACUGUCGAGGGGCUGGAAUUGGCCUAUCCCAAUCCGAGUUUUGAAGAUGCAUAUGGUGUGCGCAAGGGAGUGUUUGCGCCCAUAGACGCAUCUGACGACGAUGCGGCUGCAGCUCCGCAGCCAGGACGAGGAGGGGAGAGAGUCGUAGAGGGGACAUCAGUCGAAGGCGGCAUGCUUAACGUGGAGUUUGGGGAGGUGGAUGGCGUCGUGCUGGGGACCUGGGGGAAGGGAAACAGUGGCAGUACAAGAGCCGCAGCAGCAGAAGGGGUAAUGACAAAAACAGUAGUAGUAGGAGGAGGAGGAGGAGGAAAAGAAGCAAGAGGAGGGGAAGGAGAACGCAGAGGAGGGGGGAAGAAGGAUACAGAGGAGUUGGGAGGAGGAGGAGGAGGACAAGAAGAAGGCGCGGAAGAGAGUGACGAAGAUGAAGAGAGUCUGUUUCGCAGAAGUGGGUACCUGACAGUUGCUGCGACAUGGGUUGGGCAGUGGGAUCGAUUCACUCUGGCCCGCAUCUUCUUGGAAAGGGGUAUCGUACCAGCUGGGCCGUUUGUCUGGGAGGCGAAGCUGCAGCUACUCGUGGCACAUGACGAUAUUGGACAGCUGCAGAAGCUUCCUGUGCAGAGCAUUCCAGACGCGUACUUGCAAUCUGCUGAGCUCCAGGUCUCCCUUGAGGAGUUUCAGGAGGAUGGAGGAGGAAGUCGUUGCGGGCAAAAGAAGGGCCAGAGGCAGCAACAGGUGGGCUUGAGCACAGUCGGAUGGGAGGAUGACAUUGCUCUGGCGGAUGCUAGAGAGGCCAGUGGAACGGGUGCUGCUGAGAAAGAGACCCACCCGGGAGGGGACAAGUGGGGGGUCGGUGAUACCCGCUUUUUUGAACCUGAAGUCACUACCCUGGAGCAGGUUCAUUUUGUGAUCGGGGAGGUGAAGUUGUUGAACGUGGACCUGGGUCCACUGUGCACGCAGACUCUGUAUGCGACGAUGGCAGAGAUCCUCGCAAGGUAUCGCAUUUUCCUCCCAAGGCAGUCGUGGAAGGCUUCUGAGCUUUUGACAUUGUUGGCUAGGGCGGGGGUGUUCAUGCCGGCACAGAAAAAACUACGAGCACCAGCAGCAGCAUGGAAGAAGGCCCAAGGCUCGGCAGGUACCCGGGCAUCGGCGGCCCGAGAAGGCAGCUUGGAAGAAUCAUUACCCGCGGCGAUAGAGGGGGUCCAUCCCCUCGUUGUGCAGCAAUGCGUGAAGCAGAAUCUGCCUCACGUGCUGCAGCUAUAUUUAGAUCACCAUUGUCUGGGUUUGGAUUCGUCUUCUGUAGGCUUGUUUCGGGUCGCGGCGGGCGAUUGCCACUGGGCUCAUUGGCUCAUUCUCUCGCGCCUAGGGGAGUCUUCCGAGUACGAAGCUUCUCUCGCAAAUGCGCGUUUUACACUCAAUCUUCGCCGCCUUCACCGUUGUCAGACACAGCAGGCAGGUGUCGUCUCUUCUUCCCUCUCUGCUUCCGCAACUUGUCCUGACGAUGUGGGUCAUCGUCAUGCUGAUGGCGAUGAACGGGACGAUAAGCUGCUUGAAUAUCUGACGGUCGACGGCAUUGCCAGAGAGGGAGGCGACGACGCUAUCAUGGUGGCACUAGCCAUGCUUGUUCAUGCCCCUGUGCCAUUGGAAAGCUGCUUGGUGCCGGCGGUCCACUCUUGCUUUGACAACAACACAGCAGAAUGGAUGAUGCCCACGUCACCCUCCGAGCAUACUCCUUCGCCGAGCACGGCUCGACUCGAGGAUGGGGGUGAUUGUGCGGAUGAGGGCAUUGAUGAGGGCAUUGAUGAGGGCAUUGAUGAUGGUGUUGAUGAUGGCGUUGAUGAUGAUGAUGGUAUUCAUGAUGAUGGCUUGAUGGGAUCACUAUUAGGCCGACCUGGCGCACAUGUGCAGUAUACGAGCGAGAGAACAGCGUACCUAGGUGGUGGUGGUGGUGGUGCUGCUGCUGCUGCUGCAGCUGCUGAGGAUGGAAACCAGGAGUUGUUGCCGUUUUUCAAUCCUGCUCCUCCUUCAAGGCCUUCUUGGUUCUGCAGGGUAGAUAGACUGUUGGCGGGGCUCAAAGAGUAUCCAACGUUACGGAGAGCUUUGGAAGAAGAGGUGAAAAGGGGGAGGACAGAUGUGGAAGGGAGUCGACAAGAUGUUGAGGGCCGGGCUGAGGAAAGCAAACAGCUGUCAACGUAUUUGGUGUGGCGGCAGCAGUUCUUUAGUUCGUGGAGAGGGGACACUUCCCUGCUACGAAUGCUGCCACCUAGCUUUCCUUGGAACUUGCGGAAGCUCUUGGCUAUGGCAGUUGGCGGCCCUGCCGCGGACGGUAAGUCCUGGUCAUGGGAGACGAGGGAGGCACUCGUUGCUGCAGCUGUCUCUGAGAUGGCUGGAAUGCAAGGCAUGAGAAAGAACGUUGACUCGGAUUCGUCCAUUGUGCUACUGGAAGCAGAGGUGUCCGCUUGGGAGCGGUGGCUGCAGCGGGUCACUGAACAGACCUUCUAUUCUCCGUCUUCUCAGGAAGUUGCCAUGGGGAUGGAGUAUUACCUCCUGCAAAACCGACCAUUGAAGGCUUUUGACUGCUUUCUGGCUCGACGUUUGGACAGAAAGAGCCCUGCUGGGGGCACCAGGAGCAGCAACACCAACCACGUUGUGGGGGAAAAACAAUCAUCUAAGUCCGCAGGAGGUGAUGCAGUUGGGGGGAUGCUGAUCAAUGAUGAUAACCAACAGGAUCAACACAAGUCAGAUGAGGAAACAAUGGCAUUGCUUGUGCCGCUGUCGGUAGAGGAGGAGGACGAUUUGUUCUCCAUUGUUAUGCCAAUUGCAUUGCAGGAGUACAACAACACUGCAGUCGUGACGGCGUGUGCUUGCCUGUUGGAUCUCUGCGGGGCUCCAACUCUCAACCUACAUGUAGAUGUGGCAGCAUUGCAUCGCAUUUCCCAGUUCAUGGGCAAGAGGCAACUCGUCAACACCCAGCAAGGGCGGCUGGGCUUAUCCGAGAGCAGGAGGGUAAAUCUCGAGGAGACAGCGUCUGUGCUGGGAAUGUCAGUGGACUCGUUGAUCGAUGAUGUGGCCGGUGCGCUUGCCCGAGGGUUGGGGGAUGAGUACAGGGUGGGAGGAAUAGGUGCAUAUCCGGUGGUGGAUGUUGCGGGAGGGGAAAGGGAUCAACCUGGAGGUGCAUCAGUGGGUGCAGGAGGAACCCUACGGCCGAAGGCGAGUAGUGUGGUUAUGGCGAUGUUGAAAUACUUGGAGCUAGCAAGUGUUUUGUCAGAAGGUAAUCAAGGCGGUGAUGGUAGUGACGCAAGGUCAGCUGCGGCAUCUGGUGCAGAAAGGGGUGCUUCUGGAGUUGCCACUGCUGCAUCCACGAUCACAAUGUGGCUCCCCUCCUCUGCAGCUUCCAUAGGUGGUUGGUUGGCUGGCAAAGUGGGUGGUGAUUGGUCCAAAAUGAGGGGUGAACAACGAGUCACGAGUGACCGGUGGGCGUUGAUGUCAGCUUUCUGCAAGAUUCAUCACAUCUCUCCGAGGACCACUUACCUGCGCCGUCUUGCUGAAGAGAACGACUGGAUUGGUUUCUUGGCAGAGGCGCAGGCAGGAGGAUAUUCUCUGGCCCAGGUGCGGUCUCUUGCAGCUGCGGAGUUCACGGAUCCAGGGCUCCGCAGUCAUAUUAUAAUAGUGCUCGACAAUCUUCAAGCCAUGGCAACAACUUCUGAAGCACUGAUCCCACCAACUCUCCAUCAACCAGUGUUGUCGGCGGGAGUUAUGCUGCAGCGGAGUAGUAGACUAGCUGUCCAGCAGAACACAAGGGAUACUGUUGCAAUGUGUGCAGCGAGAGCAGGCGGGGGGGGCACCCCUACUACUACUACUGCCCACUCUCUUUCUUCCCCCGUCUUUCCCGCAACUGCCAGGGUCGCAAAGGGUUUUGUGGACAAGGAUGGAUGGCUGUGGGGCCCUUAUGCCGGUGGACCGCCACUCUCUGAGCUCUUCAGUGUGGUGGGAGAGUGUGAAGCACUCACACAUCCAGGCAAAGCCCUCCUCCAGCGUGCAAGAGAGGAGAGGUGGUCGUUGCUAGCAGUUGUGGCAUCUUGUUUCGACGAUGUUUCUCCCCUGGACUGUUUGAUUUGUUGGAUCGAGAUUGUAGCUGUAAGUCUUAGAAUAAUACCAGCGAUUUCAGACCCUGCGUUUCUUACGGCUCCUCUUCCCACGACAUGUCCACCUGCUAGCGAUGGUGUAGCUGCUACAGCAACUGUUUAUGAUGAUGUGGAGGACAACGAUGGCAGCAGCUUAGUGGGGCUGACCUCAGGUGCUGGUGAUUUGGACAAUCGAGAAACCAGCAGCGCUGCAAUAGCUGCAGAGACGGAAUUGCGGACAGAAGGUUUUCAAGGUGAUUAUGAAAACCGAUCCGUGGCAGGGACGAACGGUGUGGGUUUGUACGGGACAGUUGAAUUGACCACUCCGGAGCAGAGGCCUAGGAAGAGGCAACGGAGGGAGGUCCUUGUGGCACCUGCCAGAAAGGGUCGGAUUUCAAAGCAGUCUUCGGAUGCACUGACGUGUGUGUCAUCCACGUCUCAUCACUCUGCUUUGCAACCAUUAUCAACCGGUGGAGGGGAGGGUGGGAAUGGCACAGAAAACCUACUUGCACGGCAAGGCUCGCUAGGUAGUGAUGGCACAUUCUACAGUGCGGAGUCCGAUGCCAGUGCCACUUCUGACGAACCACCACUAGAGGGAGUCAGAAGGAGGAGGAGUUUUAACAGGAAUGGUACUAUUGCUGCGGCAGAUACAGCACCAUCCAAGACAACUGUUGGAGGAAGGAAACAGCAAUUCCUGUCAGGAAGAGGAGACUGCUUCAGGAGACGGUACAAGGGGUCACACCUUGUUGCAAUGACGUCCCUCCUAUGCAAGGAGAAGUAUUUCCAUCUUCUUCUGAGGGCAUUUGAGUUGUUCAUGCCCACAUCACCGUUACUGAACUUUCUUCUCUUUCUGCAGGCGUUCUCCCAGAUGCGUCUCUUGGAGGCCAGGAAUCAGCUGCACGCUUUCUCGGUGAACCUUGCUCAAGAGCGAUCGGCAUGUAAAACAAUAGAGGAGAGAGAGGUGAAAACUGUGUGGCUUUCGGCUGUUGCCGUUGCUGCUGCAGAUUCCACACUAGAUGCAGUCCCAACCAGUUAUGAACGCAGGUGUUUGUUAAGUCUGCUGGCGGGCAUAGAUUUUGGGGAGGGAGGAGGGGAGGAGGGAAGGAGCGAGAGUCUCCUGAAGAGGAAUGGGGGUGAAGUUGACAUGGAUGGUAGUAGGUCCCGUCUAGGGACGAUAUACAAAGCACUGGUGAGGCACGGGUGUCGUCUGAGUAUGGGCGGAAAGAGAAACAAGGGAGAAAUGAGAGGAGAAGAAAGUUUCUGCCUUCGCAAUGCGUGUGCUGGCGAGAGCUACCGCCAUCUCUAUGUAGCUGAGGAAAUUAUUGAGCAUGCUGGACUGAACGACAAGUGGAUACAGACUUCGCAAGAGGGAGGAGGGGAGAAGGGGGAUCAUCAUGAGUGGCAUGAUGUAGAUCAAGAGGAUAGGGGGAUGGAAGAUUAUGAAGGGGAGGAGGAAGAAGCCGAGGAGGCGAGUUCUGCGGCUCUGGGGGUUGAUGGCAUCUUGGAUGCUUUGGAGGAUGCUGACCAAUGGGAUGCUGCACAUAGAUGGGCCGAAGAGUGCGACAGGUAUGCUGGCGAAAUUGAACAUGCAUAUGAUCGAGUAACUCUCACUCAGGCCGAGGCGCUGCUGGAAGAAUGGAGAGAUCUCCUCUGGGAUGAUGCGGAGGAGAGGCUUGCUGUUUGGGGCCACUGCCACUCCCUGUUUCUCAAACAUAAACUCGCACCCAGCAAGGCUGGGGGGUUCUUCAUGCGCCAUGCUAAGGAGCUGGAGGAGGCCGACUUUCAGAGGGAGCUUCACAGAGUUCUCUUGCUCUGCUUGCAGUGGUGGAGUGGGUCUGUUAGCGAGUCCUCCCCUUGCCGCCCGAUCUCUGAGCUAGAAGAUCUGAAGACGCGCAUUUGGUUGCUUGCUGUUGAAUUGCGUGCCAGCGGCGACUCUUUGCUGGGAUCGUCGACAUCGUCCAAGGCCCUAGGAAAGGCUUCGUCAGCAAACAGGGGGGAAGGGUCACAGUUGUUGUUUAUAACUACCUCUGGCACUGCCAUUGCCUCUUCUAGCUCUGCUGAUGGCUCAACUCCCAUCCUUCCACAGGGCAGUGAGUCGCCCCUAGUUGCAGAGACGGCACAGGCAAUGAUUGCCAUUGAUUUGGCAAUCCAGCGAAGCGUGGUAGAAACAGCGAGUCCCAUGGAACCGAAGACGGGGAAACCAAGCAUCGGCUUGCAGGGAAAAAGGAGUCAUGAAGGUUUACAGAUGGUGGGCCCGCAGGAAGGUGUUGUUAUGGCUGUCUCUGUGAGUGGUGGAGAAGGGGUUGCAGCGAGAGUGGCGGGUCCCCAAAGAGAACACCAUGGAGGGGAAGCUGCUCCGGAUGUCCACGAAGGUGCUGCAAGCGAAAGGAAUGGUAAUCGUCGCUCAGUUGUGGACGAGGACAUCGACGAUGGUGCAGUCGGAGAGGCAGUGAGAAGUGGGCGAGGUGCAGAGAAGGCCAUGUUUGUGCUGCUUGAAGAGGGUCAGGUUGGUCCUGCUCGACUUCUUGCGGAGAGAUUCUCAUUGGGAGCAAGCGAGAGAGAAGAGAAACUGACCGAGCUCCUUCUCAUGGUGCAGACAGCAGAGGAGGUGGCACAGGCCUGUGGAGGAGGCACUGGGUUAUCGAAAGGAGGGACCCCUAAUGCUAAGCCUUCAACGAGUGCUGGUUCACUGAUCGGUGAGGCAGCUUGUGUGCUUCCUCAGGCUGUCACGUCGCAGCUUCAGAAAGCUGGGUUUGUCAAAGACUUGCAGAAGGCCACACCAUUGGAGAUUCUGCUGGAAAUUAUGAAUGCGUGCAAGGACGGACACGGGCGGGGCCAUUGUCGCCGCAUCCUCACUCUAUUCCAGGUGGCAGAGUAUCUGGGUAUCUCGUAUUCGGAAGUUACCUCGAAGAAUCCAGCAGAGUUGCUCCAGCUCCUCUCCCUCAAAGGCCAGGACGCUCUUCCCAUCGCCCAUGCGCUUGUGUCCGUGAGUCACAUGGACUCUGCGACGAUCGCAAAAAUACUAGCGGAGUCCUUCUUAAAAGGCGUGUUGGCAGCUCACCGUGGAGGGUACUUGGAUGCUCCUGACAGAGAAGAGGGGCCAUCGCCUCUCAUCUGGAGGCCGGCAGAUUUUGUACAGUGGGGAAAACUGUGUCCACAGGACGCAGAUCUUGGACAUGCCUUGAUGAGGCUGGUCAUCAGCGGAGGACAUGAUGUCCCGCAUGCCUGUGAGGUUGAGUUGAUGAUCCUUGCACACCGUUACUACGAUUCGGCAGCAUGCUUGGAUGGUAUUGAUGUGCUUAUGACAUUGGCAGCUGAGAGAGCAAAUGCGUAUGUUCGGGACUCGGCUUUUCGGCCGUUGGCUCGGCUUCUCACUGGGGUGAGCAAUUUCCGCGCCUUGCGUUUCCUCUUCGACUUGUUGAUUCAGAAUGGUCAGCUUGAGCUACUGCUUGGGAAAGGAGCAGCUUCUGACAGCGGACCUCAAAUACGUGGAAGUGUCAGAGAGUUCCGCAUGGCUGUCCUCAGUGCACUGAAGCGCUGUCGUCCUGAUGACAUGGAGUCCAUGGCAGUGGUGUACCAUAGGUUCAACAUGGCGCACGAGAUUGCCGAGUCUCUGGAAAACGCGGCACAGGAAGGAGUCAAACUUUGGGUCGCCAAGCGCAACUUGGACCAGAGCGAUGAGCUUCUGGCCAUCAUGGAGCUUUAUGUUGAGGCAGCAGAGGCAUGGAAGUUGGUAGAUUGUGGGGUCGGAGUUGCACGGUGCGUUGCCCAGGCGUCGCUGCUUUCUCUUCAGCUUCGCAUGCCGGACAUGAUGUGGCUGCAGCUCUCCGAGUCUGCUGCUAGGAGGCUGAUGGCAGAGCAAACUCAGUUCCAAGAAGCUUUGGUUGUCGCCAACGCCUAUUGGCUCAACCAGCCUGCGGAGUGGGUCUCUCCAAUCUGGAAUCAGGUGCUGAUUCCCGGCAGAGAACAAUACAUUCUCGAGUAUGCGUCGGCGCUGCCAUUCACCAAUGCGCUUCUCAUGGAGCUUGCACGGGUGUACCGGGCCGAAGUCACGGCGCGUGGGACCUCCUCUGAGUUUCCCAAAUGGUUCCCAGGUGGAGUGCCUGUCGAGACCGGAAGAUACUUGUCCAGGUCAUUUAGGCUGCUGCUCAGGCAGGCCAAGGAUAUGCGCUUGCGAUUACAGCUGGCGACCGUCACACUUGGAUUUCCGGAUGUAAUUGACAUGUGCAUGCAAAUGAUGGACCGUGUUCCAGAGACAGCCGGGCCCCUUGUUUUGCGCAAGGGUCACGGUGGAACUUACCAACCAAUCAUGUAAAGAAGACAGGGAAUCUUCUCAAAAGAACUUGUCCAUCUUUGUAGUGUUGUAGCUUGUAAAGAUAGCGCACGAGAGGUACUAGAGCACUGGACGCGUGGGGAGUCCAGCCGAAAUGAGUGAGACGCGAACCCUACCCAAAAAAACACAAGUGAUUUAGCCCGAUGAUGUUGUGUGGGAUGUAUACAUCACAUCAUCUCGCGAUGGGUUCAUUGGUUUGGCUGGUCUGCGCUGCUGUUGUCCAGUGUUAGGUAUCGAUCGUAUGUGUUUGGGGAAUGUAAAGUGGGAGUGGGAGGAUAUUCAUUUUCUUGGCAAGGUAGCAGGUUGUUCUAGACUUUUCAAUAAAUCGAUCCUAUUCGAGUGUGGUGUUGGACAUAGUCAUCGCCACCCUCCUUCAUGGGAACGAUAAUAUGCUGGAUCAGUUUGCGGUAUCAUGAUGCAAACAAUCAAAUGCAUUUGACUUUCACAGUUCUGGAUUGCAUUAAAAAAAAAAAAAAAAAAAAGUGGCACUGGAGCGCAAAUGGAAUGCAAGCUGGUCUCUCUCCACGCAUCGUUGAUUUGACCGAAAGCGCCCUUUACUCCGAUAGCUGGCUGGCUGCAGGUGCUUCACAAUGAGCCGGGGGUGGGGUAAUCAGCAGUGUGCAUGCCGUCAUAUGCCCAUUGCUGCCGGGUACUCUGCUCUGCUCGGAUGUUUUCGAAAGGUGGGCGAGCCCCAACGGCGAAAUGUAAGCCUCACCCGUGGCCAAUUGAAUGGCCGGCGGUCGUGGGUUUCUCAAAAGAUCCGGACAUUUUUGGCUGUGUGAUGUGGCUUGGGGGGACAAGGAGGAAAACGAAGUGGUGGGGCCUUGCUCCAUGACUCACCAAAUUUGCAACAUGAGAAUGAAUCUUCUGCGAGAGCAUGGAAUGCAUGCAGUGAGAAGUGGAGCGAGACCCGUGCUAGGACAAUUUGAGUGCCGCGGUGGCGCGGCAGGGUUUGGUAGGUGCUUGGAAAAUGGGUUGCUGCGGUGCAAGGGCAGGGAUCGGACACACCAGCACAAGAAACAUGGAUACGUGCAGUGUGCACACACAUGUGCACACACACAGGUGCAGGCGGACACACUUGUUCGCUCGUGCUGGAUGUGGGGUAUGGACUUGGGAGACAUUGGGCCUUGCUCCACUGCACAACAUUUUUAAAAGUAUCAUGUCAAGUUGUGGUUAUGGUUCCGGUGCAAAAUGUUCGAUCUGUCCAAAUGAAUAUGGUCCGGAACACAGUCCGGAUGCGUUUAGAAUGUCGAGUAGUGGAGGGAGACUCGAUGACCAGUUAAACAAGCCACCACUUGGCCCGAUGUUGACUAAGACUGUGGCGGUAUUCACACUGGCUGUGGCGGAAAGGGGUUUGGCCUACUGGCCAGAAGGGGGGGCUGGGCUGGUUGGCAGCGCAUGUAAUUGUGAGUGCGCCCGCUUUGGUGUCUUUUCCUGCUCAUUCCUUGCGAUGGAACGUUUGCAAAACAAAUCCUGAACAUACCGAAUAUUAUAGUCUAAGUGAAGAUCUGUUUGGGAAUACUAUAUUUUCGAUGUAGGAUAAAAUCAUAAAAAUUUAAACAUUUCGUGCGAUGGAACGUUUGGAAAACAAAUCAUGAACAUAUCG
Molecule: messenger RNA, 14475 nt
Organism: Chara braunii
Lineage: Eukaryota; Viridiplantae; Streptophyta; Charophyceae; Charales; Characeae
Source: the annotation of a GenBank genome assembly